Messenger RNA from Linum trigynum, 2140 nucleotides. Lineage: Eukaryota; Viridiplantae; Streptophyta; Magnoliopsida; Malpighiales; Linaceae. The record is from the annotation of a GenBank genome assembly.
CUCUUGGUCUUGGCACAUUGUAACUUUGGUGGGAGUGGGAGGAAGGGAAUGUCAAAGAGGAAAAGGCUUGUGGUAAAAAAAUUCUUUUACUUGAUCGUUGGCAGAAGGUCUCUCACUGCUAUUUUGUAGCUGUAUCAUAAAAGAAAGUUACCACUCUCUACACGGUAUCCUUUGUGCAUACUAUUACCUCGCCGUUAACCCUUGCCGGCCGGCGGUGAAAGGAAGAAGAAGAAUCGUAAUCAUGGACACUCAGGCUCAGGCUCAGGCAGAACCUAAACCCGAAGAGGUCCCCAGCAAUGAAACGGAGGAGGAAAGGAAGAAGAAGAUCGACGAUUGGCUGCCCAUCACCGGCUCCAGGAACGCCAAGUGGUGGUACGCUGCCUUCCACAAUGUCACCGCCAUGGUUGGAGCUGGGGUCCUCAGUCUGCCAUAUGCCAUGUCUCACCUUGGAUGGGGACCUGGAACAGUGAUACUGGUGCUGUCAUGGGUGAUCACUCUGUACACACUAUGGCAGAUGGUGGAGAUGCACGAGAUGAUUCCAGGGAAGCGACUCGAUCGAUACCACGAGCUCGGUCAGGCAGCCUUCGGCGAGAAGCUAGGUCUGUACAUCGUCGUGCCACAGCAGCUCAUAUGCGAAGUAGGUGUAGACAUAGUGUACAUGGUGACAGGAGGAAAGUCGCUGCAGAAAAUUUACAACCUGGCCUGCGGGGAUUGCAAGAACAUCAAGCUGACAUACUUCAUCAUGAUCUUUGCCUCCCCUCAUUUUAUCCUUGCUCACUGCCCCAACUUCAAUUCCAUCUCUGUAGUCUCACUUGCCGCGGCAGUGAUGUCGUUGAGCUACUCCACCAUUGCCUGGGCAGCCUCCGCUGACAAGGGUCGUCAAGCAGAAGUAUCGUAUGCCCCGGUGGCCUCAACCCCCACUGGUGGCGUCUUCAACUUCUUGGGCGCUUUGGGAGAGGUAGCUUUCGCCUAUGCUGGCCACAACGUCGUGCUCGAGAUCCAAGCAACGAUACCUUCCUCGCCUGAGAGGCCAUCGAAAGUGCCCAUGUGGAGAGGAGUCAUUGUAGCUUACAUCGUUGUUGCCCUCUGCUACUUCCCAGUCGCUCUGGUAGGGUACUACAUUUUUGGAAACAAAGUCGAAGACAACAUACUCAUCUCCCUUGAGAAACCUGUUUGGCUUGUCAUCAUAGCAAAUGCUUUCGUUGUCAUCCACGUCAUUGGCAGCUACCAGUUGUUUGCAAUGCCUGUCUUCGACAUGAUGGAGAGUACCCUGGUGAAGAAGCUGAACUUCAAGCCAUCCUUCAAGCUUCGAUUCAUUACUCGUACCGUCUAUGUUGCACUCACAAUGUUUAUCGGCAUCACCUUCCCUUUCUUUGGUGCGUUGCUUAGUUUCUUCGGAGGAUUCGCUUUUGCCCCAACAACAUACUUCCUCCCUUGCAUUAUAUGGCUUGCCAUCUACAAGCCAAAGAAGUUCAGUCUGUCAUGGUUCGCCAACUGGAUUUGUAUCACACUUGGGCUAAUGCUUAUGAUUCUGGGGCCAAUUGGAGGAUUAAGAAACAUCAUCGUGCAUGCCAAAGAAUUCAAGUUCUAUAAUUAGUUGAGAAACAACAGUUGCAGUAGAGAAGGAAAUCAAAGCGACAAUGAUGAAAAAUGAAGCCAAGAUUCCACAAACUGUCUUUCUUAGAGCCAUGUUAUUCUAUGUUAGGAUGUUUAUUAGAUUAUAGACUUUAUUUUGUGUGAUUGCCAGAGUAGGAGUUUCGGAAUACAGAACCUGUUUGUUUAUCACCUCUGUUUAUCGCUUGGUAUUCUUCUGCACUUUUUUUUUCCCCCUACUGUGAACAGUACCUUCUUAUGCAAUAGCAAAGCAACGUAGUUGGGAGUCCAUUUCUUAACUGAUGAUUAGUUAUCCACUCGUCCUCCCAUGACGAAUGCACAUACUCAAGCUCAGGCAAUACUCCUCUGAUAUUGUAUUGAAACUUGAAAGACUGCAUUACACAAACUCGUAGCCAGCCAUAGUAUACAGGACGGACAUAAAGUUGGAUGAUGCCAAGUACACGAAAGGAACUAAGGAACACGACCAAUGUUUAGCACAAAUAGAAAACUUUAAUGCUUCCCUGAGAUAUAAAUGGUGUAAGGACAU